AUGUCCGAUGAUGGAGGUGAUGACAUAGUCGGCGAAUCGCCUGAAGCGGGAGCACCAGAAGAAAUCCAUGUGACAUCAGAUACCCCGGCUAAGGGUGCAAUGACUAUCGAAGAAGCAUUGCAAGAUGUCUUAAAGCGUGCCCUUGUCGUAGAUGGUUUAGCACGCGGUUUGAGAGAAUGCGCCAAGGCUUUGGAUAGACGCCAGGCCCACUUAUGUGUUCUUGUCGAAUCGUGCACGGAAAAAGAAUACGUCAAACUUGUCGAGGCCUUGUGCGGUGAACACAACAUUCAAUUGAUCAAGAUCAGUGACGCAAAAAAAUUGGGCGAGUGGGCUGGACUUUGUAAGAUUGAUCGCGAAGGUAAAUCACGUAAGGUGGUUGCGUGCUCGUGCGUCGUCGUAAAAGACUAUGGUGAGGAUUCCGAAGCCAGGAACGUGUUGUUGGAUUGUUUCAAAUCACGUUAA
This is a messenger RNA of Acaulospora morrowiae, 462 nucleotides long. The record is from the annotation of a GenBank genome assembly. Lineage: Eukaryota; Fungi; Glomeromycota; Glomeromycetes; Diversisporales; Acaulosporaceae.